AUGAAGACCUCCGCCGUCAUCGCGACCGCCACCCUGGCAGUCGCGCCCUUCGCCGCCACCGCCGGGCUGCUCCCCAAGCGCGCCGAUAACGCCUCGUGCCGCUGCCUUCCCGGCGACGACUGCUGGCCCUCGACCUCGUCCUGGGACGCCCUCAACAGCACCGUUGGAGGCAAGCUCGUUGCCACGGUGCCCAUCGGCUCCGUCUGCCAUGACCCCACCUAUGACGAGGCCGCCUGCGCCGCGCUGCGGGCGUCGUGGACUCUCCCGCAGACUCACUUUCCCUCGUCGUCGUCCGUGAUGCAGCCCUACUUCGCCAACCAGUCCUGCGACCCCUUCACCGACCGCACCACGCCGUGCCUGAUUGGCAACUACGUCAACUACGCCGUCGAGGUGACGUCCGCCCAGGAUGUCGUCGAGGCCAUCAACUUUGCGCGGGACAACAACAUUCGCUUCCUUGUCCGUAACACCGGUCACGACCAUCUCGGCCGAUCAACCGGCGCCGGAGCCCUCGCCGCCUGGACACACAAGCUCAAGGAGAUCACCGUGACCCAAUGGUCCGACGACCUCUGGACCGGCCCCGCCAUCAAACUGGGCGCUGGUGUCCUCGGCUACGAGGUCACCGAGGCCGCCGAGGCCGCCGGCCUUGUCGUUGUUGGCGGUGAAUGCCCCACAGUCGGCCUUGCUGGUGGAUACAUCCAGGGAGGCGGUCACUCGGCCCUCACCACCAACUUCGGCAUGGCCGCCGACCAGGCGCUUGAGUUCGAGGUCGUCACCGCCGACGGCAAGAUCGUCACCGCCUCCCGCGCCGAGAACCCCGACCUCUUCUGGGCCCUCAGCGGAGGCGGCCCUGGUACCUUUGGCGUUGUCACCUCCGUCACCGUCCGCGCGCACCCCGACGUCGUCGUCGGCGGUGUCGGCCUGAAGACCGCGGCUAUUUACACGACCCAGGACAAGUGGUGGCAGAUGCUCGACGCCUUCCACUCCCUCCUCCCCGGCAUGACCGACCAGGGCGCCAUGGUCGUCUUCCUCUACAACAGCAGCAUCUUCGCCAUCAACCCGCUGACCGCCUACAACAAGACGGCCGAGGAGGCAAAGGCUAUCCUCCAGCCCUUCCUUGACGUCCUCGCCGACCUUUCCAUCCCCUACUCCUCCGCCGCGACCAACUACACCACCUACAGCGACCACUACAACCAGUGGAUGGGUCCCCUGCCUUACGGCCACGUCGAGGUUGAGUCCUACAACUUUGGCUCCCGCCUCGUCCCACGCUCCGUCCUGACCGACGACGCCGCCCGCGCCAGCUACAUCGCCGCGAUCCGCUACGGCGCCGACAACCACAGCGUCCUGGCCGCCGGUGUCGCUCUCAACGCCACGGCGCCCACGGGCGUCGACAACGCCGUGAACCCGCACUGGCGCAGCGCUUCCAUCCAUGUGCAGUACUCGACGGCCUGGAGCAACGCGCCCGGGGACUGGGACAAGAUGUUGGCGGACCAGAAGACCAUGACGGACGCCAUCAUCCCGCCCAUCGAGGCAGCGACCCCGGGCUCGGGCAACUACGUCAACGAGGUCGACUUCAACAUCCCCGACUGGCAGGAGAAGUUCUUUGGCAGCAACUACGACAAGUUGCUGACCAUUAAGAAGCAGUGGGACCCUCAAGGUGUCUUUUAUGCACUGAAGACGGUCGGCAGCGACGCGUGGAAUGUCGCUGCCGACGGCAGAAUGUGCCAGGCAUAA
Molecule: messenger RNA, 1731 nt
Organism: Colletotrichum navitas
Lineage: Eukaryota; Fungi; Ascomycota; Sordariomycetes; Glomerellales; Glomerellaceae
Product: FAD binding domain-containing protein
Exons: 3
Coding region: 1-1731 (576 amino acids)
Molecular function (GO): oxidoreductase activity; FAD binding
Source: RefSeq, a predicted model, not a curated record